Mercurialis annua (annual mercury) is the source of this 1885-nucleotide messenger RNA. RefSeq names its product 3-oxoacyl-[acyl-carrier-protein] synthase I, chloroplastic-like. The transcript is spliced from 7 exons. The record is from RefSeq and is a predicted model, not a curated record. Gene Ontology annotation, molecular function: 3-oxoacyl-[acyl-carrier-protein] synthase activity. NCBI's taxonomy places the organism in Eukaryota, Viridiplantae, Streptophyta, Magnoliopsida, Malpighiales, Euphorbiaceae. Bases 239 to 1702 code for a protein of 487 amino acids. Gene Ontology annotation, biological process: fatty acid biosynthetic process.
UAGAACUUUGAAGUAGUUAAGCGGCCACAACGAAAUGAAGAGACCAAACCAGCAAACACUUUUUUUUUCGCAAUCAUCGCCCAAAGUUUCUUGUUUCACAAACAAACUUGGGGCGGAUUCUCCGAAUUCAAAUCAGACCACCAAACAAAACUGUGUCUUUGGUUCCACUGAUAACCCAAAGUUUGAAAAGCUUUAAAGAUUUCGCAUUUUUGGAGCAAAAUUCAAGAGUUUGAAGAAGAUGGCAAGCAUUGCUGGCAUUUCUUCUUCUAAUGCUCUGAUCAGAAACAAUGGAGUUUCUGUUACUCAGUUUAAUGGGCUCAGACCAUUGGAGAAUAUGCAUGUGGCUACAGCAGCUAUAAACCAAAUUGGCUUUCUUUCUACUUCAGCUACAAAAUCUAGAACAAUCAGAGCAAUGGCUUCAACGAAUGUUUCAGCUCCGAAAAGAGAAACGGAUCCGAAGAAACGAGUUGUUAUAACAGGAAUGGGACUAGUGUCGGUUUUUGGCAGUGACAUUGAUACAUUUUAUAACAGACUUCUUGAUGGAGAGAGUGGGAUCAGCCUAAUAGAUAGGUUUGAUGCUUCUACUUUUUCCGUUCGUUUCGCGGGUCAGAUUCGUGAUUUUUCUUCCAAGGGAUAUAUCGAUGGGAAAAAUGAUCGGCGGUUAGAUGAUUGCUGGAGGUACUGUCUUGUUGCUGGAAAGAGAGCCCUUGAUGAUGCAAACCUUGGCUCUCAAGUUCUUGAAAAAAUGGAUCGUACAAAAACCGGAGUGCUUAUAGGAACAGGAAUGGGAGGAUUAACAGCAUUUAGCAAUGGAGUUGAAGCACUAGUCCAAAAGGGUUAUAAGAAGAUAACUCCAUUUUUCAUCCCUUAUUCAAUCACCAACAUGGGCUCAGCAUUGUUAGCUAUAGACACUGGCCUAAUGGGUCCUAAUUACUCCAUUUCAACUGCUUGUGCAACCGCAAACUAUUGCUUCUACGCCGCGGCUAAUCACAUCAGAAGAGGUGAAGCAGACAUAAUGGUAGCCGGAGGAACUGAGGCUGCUGUAAUUCCAACUGGCAUCGGUGGGUUUAUAGCUUGCAGAGCAUUGUCGCAGAGGAACGAAGAUCCCACUAAAGCUUCAAGACCAUGGGACAAGAAUCGCGAUGGUUUCGUAAUGGGAGAAGGCGCUGGUGUUCUGGUAAUGGAAAGCUUGGAUCACGCGAUGAAGCGAGGAGCCAAUAUAAUUGCAGAGUACUUAGGAGGUGCUGUAACCUGUGAUGCUCAUCAUAUGACUGAUCCUCGGUCCGAUGGUCUCGGAGUUUCAUCUUGUAUAACCAAGAGCUUGGAGGAUGCCAAAGUUUCCCCUGAAGAGGUAAACUAUGUUAAUGCUCAUGCAACCUCAACAUUAGCAGGAGAUUUAGCUGAGGUUAAUGCCAUCAAGAAAGUCUUUAAGGACACAUCAGAGAUCAAAAUGAACGGAACCAAGUCAAUGAUUGGACAUGGGCUUGGAGCUGCUGGUGGACUAGAAGCUAUAGCAACCAUAAAAGCAAUAACAACAGGAUGGCUCCAUCCAACAAUCAAUCAAUAUGAUUUGGAGGCUGAUGUUACCAUUGACACUGUCCCUAAUGUAAAGAAGCAGCAUCAAGUUAAUGUUGCUAUCUCAAAUUCAUUCGGGUUCGGUGGACAUAAUUCAGUGGUUGUUUUUGCUCCAUUCACGCCUUAAAAUCUCAUGCCAAGCAACAAAUAUUUGGCUCAAGGCUGAUUGAACAAUAACGGAUACGUUCAUUAUUUUUGCUACCACAUUCAAAUCCUAAUUUUCAUUUCAAUAUCUUGUAACCUCCUUUGAUGAUCACAUUGGAUUUAGUGUUUAUUAAGCUAAUAAAAGGCAGGAUUCAUAAUAUUUCAA